Messenger RNA from Rotaria sp. Silwood1, 1365 nucleotides. Lineage: Eukaryota; Metazoa; Rotifera; Eurotatoria; Philodinida; Philodinidae. The record is from the annotation of a GenBank genome assembly.
AUGGCUGAGACAUCUUCGUCUACGACAACUGAUAUGACUACAACGAGUAUGCCAACAGAAUUGGAUUUAGCUUUUAUUAUUGAUGCUACAUCUAGUAUGUCAUCAUACAUUCGAUCAGCUCAAGAGAAUAUGCGAAAAAUUAUUCAAGAUAUUAUUUUAAGCGAACGAUGUUUAUUGAAUGUUGCCUUGAUUCUUUAUCGUGACCAUCCUCCUCAAGAUCAUACAUUUGUUAUUAAAGUUCAUAAUUUCACUGAUGAUGCGGAAGAAGCAAAAAAAUGCAUUGAUGCAGCUGCUGCUUAUGGAGGUGGAGAUUUUCCUGAAGCCAUAGCACCUGCAUUACAUGCAGCUGUUUAUACUUUAACAUGGCGAAAAACUGCAGUUAAAAUUGCUCUUCUUAUUGCUGAUGCACCUCCUCAUGGCUUAGAGGCCCAUAGUGGUAAUUGGCCAGACGGUGAUCCGUCAGGACAUGAUCCAGUCGAAUGUGCUGCUUUACUUGCCGAACGUAGUGUAACUUUAUAUACAAUUGGUUGUGAACCAACAGCGACACCAUAUCGUGAUUUUUUUAUGGCACUUGCUUUCAAAACUGGUGGUCAAUACAUACCAUUGGCUAAUUGUGGCAAUUUAGCAUCAGUCAUUGUUGGUUCAGCAAAAGAAGAGAUUUCUUUAGAGAAGUUAAUAGCACAAGUACAUGAAGAAGUUAUGCGUGAAGCUGCUUUGCGUGGUGGUCCAGUGGAUGAAACUGAACUUACUCGUCGCAUACAUGAAGUGAUGCAAGAUGGUGGUGCCAAAGCACGCCGUUUGAAAUUAAACAAUCAAGAUGGAACAACAAGUAUUCCAGCACUAACACCUGCUGCUGAACAUCUUUCGACGCUAAAAACUCUAAAAGAAGUUCGAGAAAAGUGGGUACGCUACACCGGAUCGGUUGCAACUUCUGUCACGUCGACAUUUGGAGGAUUAUUCGGUUGCGGUACAAAAGUUGCAGCAGUUCCUUCUGUGCCAAUUAUCAAAAAAAGAAGUACACGUACCCGCAUCCGCACACUUGCCAUUAAAAAAAAACCAAUAAAACGAAAAGCAGCACCUGCAGUAAAACCUAUCAUCAAGAAAAAAGCUCGACGAGUAGUACCAAGUCGUGGUAGCCGACGAAGUGCUCGACUUGCAUUCAAUAAAGACAAAGAUGAGGAAGAAUCAACUGAUAGUGAAGAAAUGGACAUAGCAGCUCCUCCAGCACCACUUGUAGCCAAAACAGUGAAAAUAAAAACUGAAACACUAAAUAUAAGCUUAAAAGAUAAUGAAUUACUUGAUAUUAGUCAAACUCGAAGACUUGUUCGUAAAUGUGUUGCUCGUAAUAAACUUGAAUCCACUUGA